AGGAGGAAGAGGAGGGAAAGGGGUGUAGGCAGCCAGGAAGCAGGAAAGAGAAGCGCCGCCUCUUGCAAGGAUGGAGCCCAGGAGGAGGAACCCGGGCACGGACUUGGACCACAGCUGGCUCGCACGGGUCCGUGUCAACCAGCCUGCAGUUCUGAGACGGGCAGCCCAAAUUCAGGCCCAACGUGCUGUGAAAAAGAACUGGCAGGCAGCUUGGCUUCUGCGGGCCGUCACCUGCAUCGACCUGACCACCCUUUCGGGGGACGACACUCCUUCUAAUGUCUGCAGGUUGUGUUACAAAGCCAAGCAUCCCAUCAGAGAGGAUCUGUUGCAAGCUGUGAACAUGCAUGAUAAAGGCAUCACAACAGCUGCUGUCUGUGUCUAUCCAGGAAGAGUAGCUGAUGCAGUAAAGGCUCUCAAGGCGGCUGGAUGUAACAUCCCAGUAGCUUCAGUGGCUACUGGAUUCCCAGCGGGACAGACAGUCCUGAAAACUCGGUUGGAGGAGGUUCGGCUGGCUGUGGAAGAUGGUGCCAAAGAGAUUGACAUUGUCAUUAACCGAACUUUAGUACUGACGGGCCAAUGGGAAGGGCUCUUUGAAGAAAUACGCCAGUUCCGUCAGGCCUGCGGAGAAGCUCACAUGAAAACCAUCUUGGGGACGGGGGAGUUAGGAUCACUCACCAACGUCUACAAAGCCAGUCUUGUUGCCAUGAUGGCAGGUUCUGAUUUUAUUAAGACUUCCACAGGAAAAGAAGCUGUUAAUGCUACCAUCCCAGUAGGGCUGGUCAUGGUAAGAGCCAUCAGAGACUUCUACUGGAAAACUGGCUAUAAGGUUGGAUUUAAGCCUGCGGGAGGCAUUCGCACUGCCAAAGAUGCCUUGACCUGGCUUGCAUUGAUGAAGGAGGAACUAGGAGACGAAUGGCUGAAACCGGACCUUUUUCGCCUGGGUGCCAGCACUUUGCUGGGAGAUAUUGAGAGACAGAUUUAUCACCACGUGACUGGCAGAUACGCGGCUUACUAUGACCUGCCCAUGGCUUAGACCAGUGACUAAUUCAUCACCAGCGAGAGGAAGAAAGAGACAAUACAGGGAAAGAAGCUUAAGAGAACAAUGUCCUGAACUCUUUUCCUGCAGCCAAGCUCAAGACAUGCUCAUGGAAGGAUUAAAGAGUCAGUGUUUCCAAUUUUGUGGUUUCAUUGUGCUUAGUGAGUUCUCUGAUAUUGUUCCGAUAAAUAUGGAGACCUUUGGAAUUUUAAAGAUUGGCAGUGUCAAUACUGCUGCAGCUCUUUCAAAUUAACUUCAAUAUGGAUACAUU
Molecule: messenger RNA, 1307 nt
Organism: Anolis sagrei ordinatus
Lineage: Eukaryota; Metazoa; Chordata; Lepidosauria; Squamata; Anolidae
Gene: DERA
Product: deoxyribose-phosphate aldolase
Biological process (GO): carbohydrate catabolic process; deoxyribonucleotide catabolic process
Cellular component (GO): cytoplasm
Molecular function (GO): deoxyribose-phosphate aldolase activity
Source: RefSeq, a predicted model, not a curated record